This is a messenger RNA of Alternaria arbusti, 525 nucleotides long. RefSeq lists its product as uncharacterized. NCBI's taxonomy places the organism in Eukaryota, Fungi, Ascomycota, Dothideomycetes, Pleosporales, Pleosporaceae. Bases 1 to 525 code for a protein of 174 amino acids. The record is from RefSeq and is a predicted model, not a curated record. The transcript is spliced from 2 exons.
AUGUUCUACCCUUUUCUCCUCCUCUGUGCCAGUCGCUCCUUCGCUCUGCCGGCCAGCACCACCGAUGUGUCGCGUUCGAUAGACGACACAAACCAAUACAUGAUCCUGGACGAGCUUGGCAUACCAUUGCGAUCACCAUUCAUGCCAGGUCUCGUUCCUAGCAGCGAUGAACGGAUUCGGAAAAGAGAUAUCUGGAACAACACAAGGGUCAAAACCGAAGCGCCUUCCAACCCAAGCGCUUCAGACAACGCCUCGCAAGUCCGGAAACCAGCGGCCAAAGACCAGCUCACAGCUCUCGCCGAAAUCAUUCUGUUCCCAAGGACUUGCGAAAUUGAUCAGCAGUACGAAGUUCUCGCGAUGGCUGAAAUGUUCGUGAACAUCGGUGUCGUCAAAGCUGAUCUGGAAGGGGGCAUACGCCGAAGCUCGUCCUUAUGGGGCGAAGAUGUUCCAGGCAAAGAAUAUAUAACCACAUGGAUGCCAGACCAGAGGCGGCAGACUGCGGGCGGUGCAUGCGCGUACGGGUAG